GUUGUUCGUAUAUCUUAAUUUUUAUAUACCCACUGACAUUCCACAGAUUUCUGCAGAGUUUCUUUCUUUUCUUUUUAUUUAUUUAUUUAAAUUUAAAUUUUUGGGUUUUAAGACCUUUUAUUUUAUUAUGAAUCUUGAACCCAUUUUCUUCUUUCACAUUUAUAACUGAACUACUUACCCAUCUGAUCUCGAGGUUUGUUUUUGCCCUCCAGUCAAAGUUGGGUUGCUCUUAUUUGAUGAUUUGAAUACUGGGUCUCUAGUGAUUUCACUAUUCCGUACAAUAAAAAGCAUUCUUUUUGCUUGAUGGGGGGUCGCUGGAGCUAAAAUAUAUUCUAUCUUCUGUAUAAUUGGUGGUGUUGGAUGGUUAUUGGGUGGAUUUGAAGCAAAGCUGGUAAAAUGAGAAGUCAAGUCAUCUUUUGAUUGUUUAAUGUUUGAGUUUGUUGAAAGAGCGGAUAAAUAUUCUUUGAUGAGAUAGAGCUACCGUCCAAGAUUUGGUGAUGGAGAAGAGGAAAUGGUUGUGGAAGAGGAAGUCCUCAGAGAGGAGCCCUGGGGAAACUGAGAGUUCAGGAUCAAUAUCUUCACUGUCUGAGAGAUUUUCUGAUGAGCAGGACAACCUGAAGGCAUCCCCAAAUAAUGAUACUCAAUCUCCUGAAGUCACAUCAAAAUCUACAGCCAGGGACGGAGAUGUCAAUGAUAGCAUUAAGAGUUUAACAGAGAAGUUAUCAGCGGCUCUUGUCAAUGUUAGUGCCAAAGAUGACUUAGUAAAGCAGCAUGCUAAAGUCGCUGAAGAAGCUGUAGCAGGCUGGGAAAAGGCUGAAAAUGAAGUAACAGCUCUAAAGAAACAACUUGAAGCUGCAAUUCAUCAGAACUCUUUGCUGGAUGAUCGGGUGAGCCAUCUUGAUGGGGCACUCAAGGAAUGUGUUAGGCAGUUAAGACAGGCAAGAGAGGAGCAGGAAGAAAAGGUCCAUGAAGCUGUGGCUAGGAAAAUGCUUGAAUGGGAAUCCACUAAAUCUGAAUUCGAGAGUCAACUUCUCGAGUUAAAGAUAAAAGCAGAGGCUGCGAACUCAGAAUCGACAUCUCAAAUCGUUCCAGAUUUAUGUCAUAAGCUUGAAUAUUUGGAGAAAGAUAAUGCUUCCCUGAAGCUUGAACUCCUAUCUCUAUCUGAGGAGUUAGAAGUCAGAACAAUUGAAAGAGACUUGAGUACCCAAGCAGCAGAAACAGCAAGCAAGCAGAAUUUGGAGAGCAUAAAGAAAGUGGCAAAGCUUGAGGCAGAGUGUCGGAGGCUAAAAGCCACAGCUUUCAAAUCAUCAUUACUUAACGAUCAUAAAACUUCUACUGCUUCUUCAAUGUAUGUUGAAUCUCUCACUGAUAGUCAAUCAGACAGUGGGGAGAGGCUUAUUGCAGUGGAGCUGGAUGCUUGCAAAAUGAGUUGCUCAGAGCCAUACAAAUGCGAGCCAAGUUGCUCAGAUUCAUGGGCAUCUGCAUUGAUCGCUGGGCUUGAUCAAUUCAAGAAUGAGAAAAAUGCUAAUAGAAAUCUCCCGUCCUCAUCCAUUGAAAUUGAUCUCAUGGAUGAUUUUCUUGAAAUGGAACGACUUGCUGCUUUACCUGAGACUAAAAGUGGAACUCUCAACUCUAAACCUGAAGCUGUUGCCAAACCAUCCACGGAUUCAGAAAGCUCAUUAAGAGCUGAGCUUGAGAUCAUGAUUAAUCGGACAGCUGAAUUGGAAGAGAAGCUACAGAAGAUGGAAGGAGAAAAACUUAAAUUGGAAGCGAAGCUACAGAAGAUGGAAGGAGAAAAACUUGAUUUGGAAGCAAACCUACAGAAGAUGGAAGAAGAGAAUCUUGAAUUGGAAGCUAACCUGCAGAAGAUGGAAGCAGAGUAUCUUGAAUUGGAAACAAACCUACAAAAGAUGGAAGGAGAAAAAUUUGAAUUGGAAGAGAAGUUAGAGAACAUACAAGUGGAGAGAACUGAAUUGGAGAUGACUCUCACCAUAAGUCAGGAGAAGAGCGAAGAAUUCCUAAUUCAACUCAGGGAGGCUGAACUAAGGUUGGAGAAACUGCAAAAGGAGUUAUCUAAGGCAAACGAAUCAAAGCAGCAAAUUGAAUCUCAACUUGUUCACAUGGAAGUUGAGGCUAGGACCAUGGCUUCGAAGGUUAACCUGUUAGAAGCAGAGGUUGAAAAAGAGAGAGUUCUGUCCGCAGAAACUGGAGUCAAGUGUAAGGCACUGGAAGAAGAGCUAUCUGAAAAGAAACUGGAAAUUGACCUCCAGAAAUCUGCAAGUUCAAAUAGUGAGCCGAAGAUAAAGCAGGAGGACCUAGAUGUAGCUGCUGGGAAGCUUGCUGAAUGCCAGAAAACCAUAGCAUCUCUGGGGAAGCAACUGAAAUCUCUAGCAACCCUAGAGGAUUUCUUAAUUGACACUGCGAGCAUACCGGAGUUCUCUGCUGGAGGAUCACUGAUACAUAGAGCUAGUGGAGAACCAUGGAAGUUACAUUCUAGUGAAACAUUUUCACCUAAAAGGGAUUCCAGCUCUUCAAGACUGGCAAGUGAGAAUUCUGGCCCUUCAGUACAUAAAAUUGAAGGGCGUUCACCACCAUCUUCAUCAUCAUCAUCAUCAACUUCAUCAGCCACAUUAAAUCACAUGAGUUCUGAUAAGAACCGAAAUGGGUUUGCAAAGUUUUUCUCGCGAAGCAAGGAUGGAAUACAACUAGAAAUUUAGCAAGGAUUUUUUACGUAGGAAAGUGGAAAAACAAACUAGUGAUGGUGAUUUUUCGAUUGUAAAGACCGUGAAUUUAUUGUAUGUUGAUUAAAUUCUAUUUAAUCAGCAGUGCUCAUUUCAAUUCAUUUCCUUAUACAAAAUGUAUGACUAAGAAUACUGCAUUCAAGCAAUUUUCAAAUGCUAUGAAUUUGGAUCCCUUGUUGGCA
Messenger RNA from Ricinus communis (castor bean), 2923 nucleotides. Its product is annotated as filament-like plant protein. Bases 498 to 2717 code for a protein of 739 amino acids. The record is from RefSeq and is a predicted model, not a curated record. NCBI's taxonomy places the organism in Eukaryota, Viridiplantae, Streptophyta, Magnoliopsida, Malpighiales, Euphorbiaceae. The transcript is spliced from 7 exons.